AUGACACUAUGGGACCAUGAUGACCUCGAGAAAUAUAUAAGAGAAAGACCAAAACCCAACAGUGACUUUGAGAUAGUUGCAUCUGAAUCAAUCGAAGAUAAAUCAUCAGCCCUGAAUGUUCAAGCAUCCCUAAAAGCAAGUUUCUUGGGUGGACUGAUCGAGGUUGAGGGAUCGGCCAAAUAUCUGAAUGAUCAACGGACAUCCAGCAAUCAGGCCAGAGUAACACUGAAGUACAAAACAACAACAAAGUUCCAGGAGUUGUCAAUGAAUCAUCUUGGAAGAGGCAAUGUGAAGCAUCCUCAUGUUUUUGAGAAAGGCAUAGCAACACAUGUAGUCACAGGGAUACUCUACGGGGCUCAAGCCUUCUUUGUGUUUGACCGUGAGGUGUCUCAAAAAGAAAAUCAUCAAGAUAUUCAGGGAAACUUGAAGGUGGUCAUCAAGAAAAUCCCCCUCCUUGCCAUAGAGGGUGAGGGGUCCCUGAAAAUGGAAGACAAGGACAAAGCAAAUGUUGACAGAUUCUCCUGCAAAUUCCACGGAGACUUUUGUCUUCAGAACACUCCGACAUCCUUUCAGGAUGCGAUUGAAGUCUACCGAAGCCUGCCGAAAUUACUGGGAGCCAAUGGAGAAAAUGCUGUUCCAGUGAAGGUCUGGCUCUUGCCCCUGACCAGUUUAGAUUCUGCUGCCGCUAAACUUGUGCGUCAGAUAAGUAUAAGAUUGGUUCAGGAAGCACAGAGUCUCCUGGAGGACUUCAGUGAGCUUGAAAUGAGAUGCAAUGAUUCAAUGAGAAGUGCCACUGCACAGCAGUUCCCUCAGAUCCGCAAAAACCUGAAAAGUUUUAAAGAAAUGUGCUCUGAGUUCAGACUUGAAUUUCAACGAACCUUAGCGAGGAAACUUCCUCGAAUCAGAGGAGGAGGAGAAGAGGAGUCUGAUCUUGCCGCCAUCCUGAAGAAGAGACAUUCGUCUCCAUUCAACAGCAAAAACCUGACUGAGUGGAUGGACUGCAAAGAGAAAGAGAUAAGCAUCUUGAAAUCUUUCACCAAUAUGAUGAAAAACACCAAGGUGAUCUCAUCUCAGAGUGGUUUUCAUGAAGAAGUUUUCAGUGUGGAACAUGCGCUAUGCUUUGUUUUCACCUCACUGGGAGGUGCCGAGCCGUACCUUUCAGCUUUAUCAAACUAUCUGACAGGAGCAGCCAAACCUGAGGAUAUAAAUCCACACACUCAUGACAUCGAGAGGGACCAGUGGUACCUUUCAAACCAAGUGGCUGAUCACAUGAGGACAAAGGCAAAGCUCUUCAGUGACUUUGCUGAUGCCAACAGAGAGAACAAGAAGGUGAAGUUCCUGACAGUGGGCUUAACAAAUGACACACACAAAGGUUCCAGCAUUUACCUUUAUGAAGACGGCUUCACUGUGACUGAAAACUUUGAGCCGCCUUCAAAACCUGAAACUGUGACUGCAGCUGACAUAAACCACGACAGUGUGACGCUGAAGAUCUCUCCUCCCAGAUUUGGAGCAGAAAACAUCACGUCCUACUCUGUUGAAUACUGCGUCAGUGGAGAGGAAGAAUGGCAACAAAAGACUGAGUCAAAAGCUGAAGAAGUCACAGUGAGAGGUCUGAGACCGAACACUGAGUAUGUGUUCAGAUGCAGAGCGGCCACCUCAGUGGGUGUUGGACCCGCCACCAUCGUCAGUGAGUCCAUUAAAACCUUACCUUGCAGUCCUCCUGGAGAACCUCAAGUGGAGUCAAACUCAUGUGAGAUAUCUGUCAAGUGGGAGAAACCGGCGGAGCUCGGACAGGAUGUUGUGAUACUGAGGAACAUCGUGGAGCUGAAAGAGAUCGAGCUGAAGCCCAACCCUCUGUCCACUCCAGAGUACAUUGACAUGCUGAUUGAGGGAGAGAAAAGUGAAGGAAAACCUGGCUUUAAAAAACGAAUUAACGCUCUGAUGGCCAUGAAGGAAAAAGCAGAGUUCAUGACCAAGGUAUCGAAAGGAGAGAAACUCCUGAAGUAA
Salarias fasciatus (jewelled blenny) is the source of this 2007-nucleotide messenger RNA. RefSeq names its product stonustoxin subunit alpha-like. Gene Ontology annotation, molecular function: protein binding. The coding region runs from base 1 to 2007 and encodes 668 amino acids. Lineage: Eukaryota; Metazoa; Chordata; Actinopteri; Blenniiformes; Blenniidae. The transcript is spliced from 2 exons. The record is from RefSeq and is a predicted model, not a curated record.